GCAGCACUUUUUAGUGCUUAUUUAUGCAGACUUCUUAAACUGGCUGACGGGUUGAGUAUCCAAAUACCGAAGUGAAACUGGGAAAUCAAGGAAUCGAGAUUUAGAGUGAAAAGAAUGGCAGAGGGGCAAGGAGUUCAGAUUCCCAGAGUGCAACUUGGAAGUCAGGGACUUCAGGUCUCAAAAUUGGGAUUUGGAUGUACGGACUUGACUGGAAUCUACAAUUCUUCUUUAUCUGAUGAAGAUGGCAUCUCAAUACUAAAGGAAGCUUUCAAUAAGGGAAUCACUUUUUUCUAUACAGCCGAUGCAUAUGGACCCAAUUCUAACGAAAUCCUGAUUGGAAAGGCCUUGAAACAGUUACCAAGAGAAGAAGUUCAGAUAGCCACAAAGUUUGGGGUAACAAGGGUUGGACUUUCUAUGACAGUGCAGGGAACCCCAGAGUAUGUGCGGGCAUGUUGUGAGGCUAGCUUGAAACGCCUUGAUAUAGACUACAUUGAUCUCUAUUAUCAACAUCGUACUGAUACGUCUACACCUAUUGAAGAAACUAUGGGUGAGCUGAAAAAACUGGUGCAAGAGGGAAAGAUUAAGUAUGUAGGUUUAUCUGAAGCCAAUCCACAGACAAUAAGGAGAGCACAUGCAGUUCAUCCUAUUACAGCUCUACAGAUGGAGUGGUCGAUCUGGACACGUGACAUCGAGGAUGAGAUUGUUCCUCUCUGCAGAGAUCUAGGAAUAGGUAUUGUUCCAUACAGCCCUCUUGGUCGAGGCUUCUUUGCCGGUAAAGCCAUUGUGGAAAGUUUGCCUGCUGAGAGCCUAUUGAGUUUUGCAUCCUCGAUUCAUCGAAGAAAACUUGAAGAAGAACAAGUGCUUUUACACACGAAUAGAGAGGCUUGCUGAAAAGCACCAUUGCUCUCCUGCUCAACUUUCUCUUGCAUGGGUUCUCCUGUUCCAAUUCCAAGCACAACCAAGAUAAAGAAUUUGGAGCACAACAUCGGUUCCUUGACAGUGAAGCUCGACAAAGACGAACUGAACGAGAUUUCCGAGGCAGUACCCGAAAGUGAGGUAGCUGGAAAUAGAAGUUACGAUAGCAUGAUUUAUGCAACAUGGAGAUAUGCUAACUCACCUCCACUAGUGAAUGACAUCUGAACCUGAGACAUUCAAAGGUUUGUAUACACCUUAAUACCAGUUCUACAAGAUUUGGACAAUAGGAGUCAAUAAAUGUAUGAAUGAGUUCUAUAAAUGAUGCUGUUUAUUAGGUAUAGAUGUACUGUGAGCAUUGAUAAUGUAUUUCAAUCAAUAUGAAGAAUUUACCUGUGUUCCUUCUCCA
This is a messenger RNA of Cucurbita maxima (winter squash), 1321 nucleotides long. Its product is annotated as probable aldo-keto reductase 1. The record is from RefSeq and is a predicted model, not a curated record. The coding region runs from base 115 to 891 and encodes 258 amino acids. NCBI's taxonomy places the organism in Eukaryota, Viridiplantae, Streptophyta, Magnoliopsida, Cucurbitales, Cucurbitaceae. Gene Ontology annotation, cellular component: cytoplasm. The transcript is spliced from 8 exons.